UCUGAUCGGCUGAUGUCGUGAAGCAGGGACAUGAAGCCGAGCUUGGCAAGAAUGCCUCUCCUUUUUGUUUUGAGGCGGCUUGACGCGAUCGUUAGUAUACUGGACAGCAGUGCAUGAACUGGGGAAGGACACAGAGUGACCCGCUGUUGAGUGUUGAGCCGUACACGUCGGAGACGGAAAACUGACCGUAUCGGCUGUGACGGCUCGUUCUGCGCGCGCCUGAUUUUUUGCCCGUCAAAAGGAGCUGCCCUGAGAGCGACCGGAGGUUCUGCCUCCCAGUUCCAUGUCGACUCCGCUACAGUUGCAUCUGCGAGCAAAUACCAUCACAGGGAUAAACUCAACCAUUUGGCUCGGACGAAAUCAACCUGUCGAGCCGUCAAUCUAGCGCAAAUCAUGGCUUCCGCGGCUGAAAACGUGCGGCAUAGCUCCGUACCCAGCGCUAGCGACCAAUCGUCGACGGCCGGCACACGGGCAGCUAGCAAGCCAAGAAUCGGACUGCUGCGCCGCCAGAGCAGCCGUCGCAUGAACGAACUGCUGCAGGAAGUAGCGCCCGAGAACGUGGGACUGUGCUUGUCCAGCAGCGGCGGGUAUCACCCGAUAGCGUUCUGCGCUGGUGUGCUCAAGUCGCUACUGGCUGAGAAAGUGCGUAUCGACCAUCUUAGCACAGUGAGCGGCGGGUCGGCGCUGGGCGCGGCGUACCUGGACUGGAAAAUGCGCGAGGGCGGGCAGGACAGCGAGGCCUGGCACCAGCGAUUCUUCAAACAGCUGCUGGACAAUCUGCACAGGGCGCACUACGACGUGGAGAGUCGGCACGGCAGACGGCACAUCCUAGUGGUCGCGAUCACCACACUCGUACACCUGGUCCUAUCGUUGAUGGUCAUGUGCGCUUUUUGCUUCCCAUUGCUCCACUCCAUGCUGAACCAAACAAGCUGGACGAGGGGUAUAACGUCCGUCAUCAGCUAUGUGCCGAUCAUUUCCCAAUUCCUACCCAGUGAUGAUUUGGAGGCGCUCGUCAGAAUACUGCAGCUGCAGAUGGUUGGCAUGGUGAUGCUGUUGUCACGGCCACUGUUCACAAGCGACUCUCAGCUGUCUCUGCGCCGUCACGUGCUGCUCAUGGGGCUGUCCAUGAUGCCGUUUCUCAUCAACAUGCAUAGCACGGGUGCGUUGCUAUCCGAGGGAACACGGCUGAAGGACCUGUUUGGUCAAGCCUGCAAGGAGCUGAUUGCAAAUACAACAGCUAACGGCACGGCAGCUUCCAACGCGUCAGCAACAGCAACUGCAGUCGUCAAUAUCACCGACGUGCCAUACAACCCGUACGGCUGUAAUCUCCUAGCCACUAUGAUCUACGUGGCUGUGCCGGGGGUUGCGUUUCUGCUCAGUGUGUUUGUAAUGGCACUGUUCCUUGGCACUCGCCGCUCCUUUCUUAUUAUUCUGGUUACCUUUGCCAUGAAUAUGACGGUCUUGUGGGGUCAGACAGUAUUCGAGGAGGCCAGCCUCAGUGACGUGCCGCUGUUCAACAUACUGGUGGCCACACUGUGUCUAGUAUCCUUCUACAGCACACCUCUACUAUUACCCAUCCAUCAGUAUACAUUCUUGAGAGUGUUUGAGGAGCGCUUACGCCUAGCGUUGUUUCACCCCUCGGGCCACUACGAGGGGCACUCGCGGUUCUUCCGUCACAUCCUCGAGCGCAUAUUCAUCUCGCCCGCAUGCGCUCACAAAGCGGAGUCAGGCGACGACAAGCAGUCUCGAUCACCCGACUCUCUACCUCGAGACCUGACGUUUAGUGAUGUGGCCAGCACCAAACCAGAGCUCAUUGUCCAGUUGUCGUUGCAGAACUGGCGCAUGGUGGUCAAAGAUCCACGUGACGAUGGCGUGAUCAUGCUCAGCAUGUCUUCUAAGUUUGUUGAUGUGAUCAACUAUGAGAACCCUGACAGUGUCAGUGAGUAUCUGGAGCGCAUGCCGUCUCUCAUCCCGAUAAGCACGGCCAUGGCGGCCGGUUUUCCCGGCGUUUCCCUUCUCUUCACCAGUGCAAACAAGUCGUUUGAGUUCCUGCGUGAGAUCCUCCUGCUGCUCCACCCACGCCACUCUCUCAAGAUACCCGUCUGGGUGGACUCUGCGCCUGGCUGGUCCACCACCAUCAGCAGGGCACUGCUGGUUGCUCUCGUUCACGUCGGUGUGACUAUUGACAUUCUCAUGUUCCUGUUCGUGCCGGCGCUAGCGCAGAGAUUGCCGGUAGGAGCGCUGGCGUUCCUAUUCCGCAUCUCCCUUGCCUGCGUCACGCUGCUGCCGUCCGACAAAGAUGUCAGCCGCACCGGAUCGUUGCAGCAGAAGGCCGUCGCAAUGAGCAGAUGGCUGAAUGUGCACGUGCCGAUGUGCCGUUACCUGCGAUGCGUGAUGAACGUGACCAACAUCGGUGCCUACCCGGACUUCAUCCUGGACUUGUCGAGCUGUGAGGAUGUGGAGCACACGGGACUCAUGGCACUGCUCAAGAGACAAACAGCAAAGAUCAUCGUUGCUGAUGCCGGUGCACCCGUAUCGUUCAACCGAGCGGAGAAGAUCAUGCUGACACUGCAGAGAGCCAGGAAGAACCUAGGCUGUCGGUUCAGCACCAUGGAUGACGAGGAUCUGACGUACGAGCUGUUCAGGACGCUAGGCAGUGCCAGCCGUGGUGUGGCCCCGCACGCUAUACAAUUCAAGGUGUUCUACACCGUUAAGAACGGUGACAGUCGAGACAUUGUAGGACAAGGUGAGAUCCUUCUGGUCCAACCGCGUCACCCGGACCAACUCCUGGAGGGCGACUGGUCAGGUGACCUGGACGAUGGCUGGUGUGCUGGAGAAGCUGAUGAGCUCUAUGGCGCUCUGACUGGGAAGAGCCGCAACUACAUCACACGCACCAUUGGCGAGUGGUAUCACGGGAAGUUCCCCUACUACGGACGUGCAUUCCACCCGACGGCCGAGCAGACAGCAGCAUUGUUCCGCGAGGGCGAGAGGGCAAUGAGCGCACCGGCAGUACAGCAGUUCGUCGAAGACCUGGGAAAGACGACACACGUUGGAGCACCACUACGCGUCGCGUCAAGGCCUACCUCAAUGAUCUCGCAACUAAGUAUUGCGGAAGAGGAAGAGGAAGAGGACGAGGAAGAGGAAGCAGCCACACCAGCAGCGACAGCAGCUGCUGCGAGUGACGGUGAAAACUCUUCCGAUGAGGCAGUGGCCAGCACUGAUGGCAUGCUUGACAUGAGUGCACUGGGCCUGCAGCAAAACCCCGCCUCUUUAUCCGGACUCCGCCAGCGCCUGUUCACCAAAUUCUCGCCGGUCGAGGAGGGCAGUCCGCCGCCUGCAUUGCCUCCGCGUGGUCACGGCGACGGACCACCAGGCAACGAGUUCCUGCCGCUGGAAAGUCCCCAGGACGUGCCGCGGCGCUCCGUCGACAAGCCCUCGCCCGUCAACCCGCUGACAGCUGUUGCUAUGGAGCCGUGGACGUCGGCCGUGCCCCCACCUCUGCCUCCUAAGCCACAGGGCGGUCUGUAAGAUAAUCGGGGGGAAAACCGGGGUCGGCGGGAUCGACUCGCCGAACUGUCAAGUAAUUCCAACGACCAGGGUCGCGUACGAACUUGCCGUGCCGUGUGUAGAGACUAGAUGUUUUAAACCCAUGCUGGCUCUGUAGUACAGUAUGUGUGUACGUGUGUGUGUGUGUGCGUGUGCGCGUGCAUGCGUGUGCGUGCGCGUGUGUGUGCGUGCGCGUGUGUGUGUAUGUGUGUGUGUGUGUGUGCGUGCGUGCGUGCGUGCGUGCGUGCGUGCGUGUGUGUGCUCUGUUGCAGUGCUUAGGUGUAUGUAUGUGUAUGUGUAUGUGCUGCACACUGUACACAAAGUUCAUGCCAUGCCCUGGCACAUUGAAUGGCUCAGCCGCCGAUUGUCUUGAGGCGGCGCUGCUGCGGAAAGCUCUCGGAGCCGUGGCUAUACGCCGACUGUGCAGGCUAAAGUACGGCUCAGUGUGUUUGAAUACCAAGCCAGCUCGGAACCGCACGGACAGCGGAACUUGCGACAUGCUGAACCAACCUCUUCAUUCUGACGAAUCAUCGAAUCUGAUUUCUUGUCGCUAUUUUGGCCGUCUCUGAAGAACGCCCAACUUACUACUUGCAGAAACAAACGGAACGGAAAUACAGAAAUGACAAGCUACUGCUAAAUCUACAGGCAAAGGUGAAUUUGACUACUUUGAGUACGUUUGUGUAGGAAUAACAUAGUUUGUGAAAUCAUGCCUGUGCGGCUUAUUGUCCCAGGUGCUUACACACACACAGUAGUGUGGCUCAGGGCUCUGGACACAAUGGUAAUAAUUUUGCUGCAUACUCUAAGCUUUACCUAAUGAAUCUACUUGUAGCAAUGAUUUAUAAUUUCUAGUUUCUAACGCUGAUAUAAUCCGGUCUGCCCCAUGCGCGCAGCAUCUGCUGUGCAGAAUCUAUCGUUUAUGCCUAGCUUCAAAGUUCCUUUGUGGUUCUGGUAUAAUUCAGUAUGCUCA
Molecule: messenger RNA, 4513 nt
Organism: Sycon ciliatum
Lineage: Eukaryota; Metazoa; Porifera; Calcarea; Leucosolenida; Sycettidae
Exons: 13
Coding region: 394-3528 (1044 amino acids)
Source: RefSeq, a predicted model, not a curated record